Molecule: messenger RNA, 2388 nt
Organism: Loa loa (African eye worm)
Lineage: Eukaryota; Metazoa; Nematoda; Chromadorea; Rhabditida; Onchocercidae
Product: glycosyl transferase
Exons: 10
Coding region: 404-2209 (601 amino acids)
Biological process (GO): regulation of Notch signaling pathway
Cellular component (GO): Golgi apparatus
Molecular function (GO): Notch binding
Source: RefSeq, a predicted model, not a curated record
UUUCAGAAAAAUCAUGUUCGGUUGUAUUUGAAAUCAGUCGCAUGCAUAGUAGGAGAUGAGUUCGGCUGGAUGAUCGAAUACUGCCAGCCAGCAAUCCUGGAAGCGCGGUUACCGUUUAUUAGUGAAAUCCAGUUAGUGAUCGGAACUGAAAGCAUAUUUUCUAUCAUACGGUAUCUUUUCCUUACGUUUUGUUUACCAGUGCCGUCCGUUUCGCUCGGUGAUAUGAGCUGUCCAUUCUUUUUCAGUAUUUUCAUCAAACUUCAAACGAGUCGUAUGAAUGGCACAGUAAUAGCAAACAGUUUGGAUGAAGUGAUACGACGACUCUUUUCAAUUAAUAUCUCUAGUAAAGUGAAAUUCUCUUACUUCGAUCCUUAACUGCUGAAUAGACCUAGAAAAUUCUGGCAUGCGGAUGAAUACAAACUACAUAACGGCAGCAACUGCUGUAUCUCUGUUAUGGAUAUUCAUUAUGAUGGCAUAUCUGGGAUUACUAGAUGAACCGAGAGCACGAGUCAUUUCCUUACGUCAACAAUAUCAUGCAUCAGUUCAUCCAACUCUUGAUGGUCAUUCAGAGAUGAUUAUACUACCUAUAACUCUUAACAGUAAUGAGAACAAUAAUGAUAUAUCGAAAGAAAUGCAGGAGGAGCAGUUUUCACUAAAUAAAAUACCGGAAGUUGAUCUUGAAAAGCUGUCUAUCAUACAAAAUCAACAGGAACAGAAACAACGUGAAAUAAGUUACGCCAAAUAUGCAUUCAAUGAAUUUCUGAGCAGUAGGAUUGGACCACAGCGAAAGAUCCCAGAUACACGCCAUUACUUAUGUCUAAAUGAAAGCUAUUCGGAAGAAUUGCCUGCAGCAAGUAUUGUCAUUUGUUAUUAUAAUGAAGCUUCAUCAGUUCUGAUUCGCAUGGUUAAUAGUAUUCUGGAUAAAACGCCAUCAAAUUUGAUUAAUGAAAUAUUACUGGUGAAUGACCACAGCGAUCUCGACAAUACAUCUGAUGCUGCGGUACGCGCAUAUGCUCAUGAGAACUGGAACAGUGACGUGGUGAAAAUGUUGAGUACGGAAAGGAAUGAGGGAUUGAUUCGAGCAAAAAUAUUUGGAGCUCAGCAUGCUAGAGGUGAAGUACUAGUGUUUUUAGAUAGUCACUGCGAAGUAAAUGAACGAUGGCUCGAACCCCUGUUGGAUCGAAUCGUUACUGAUAGGCAUACGGUUGUCUGUCCGAUUAUCGACAUCAUUGAUGCAAAUACUUUGAAGUAUAUCGAGUCGCCAAUAUGCAAAGGGGGCAUGUCAUGGUCACUUGCAUUCAAAUGGGAUUACCUCCCAUCAUCGUACUUCGAUGAACCCAAACAAUAUGUACGCCCGGUGAAAUCACCAACAAUGGCUGGUGGUUUAUUCGCCAUUGAUAAGAAAUAUUUCGAUAAGCUUGGACAGUAUGAUCGAGGGAUGGAAAUUUGGGGAGCAGAAAAUGUAGAAAUUUCUUUGAGGAUUUGGAUGUGUGGUGGCCGAUUGGAAAUUAUUCCAUGUAGCAGAAUUGGUCAUAUAUUUCGCCAACGGCGGCCAUAUGGAUUUGGAAUUGAUUCAAUGGGCCACAAUGCAGCUCGUACUGCCAAUAUUUGGCUCGAUGAAUAUAUCGACCAAUUUUAUGCAGCUAGGCCAAAUCUGAGAGGGAUCGAUAUAGGGGAUAUAAAGGAAAUGAAAGCAUUACGCAAGAAACUGCACUGUAAAUCGUUUUUUUGGUAUCUCCAAAAUAUUUAUCCAGAACUACUGACGAACAACCAUCCGACAAUGGUUGACCUAAAGAAAUCUGAUAUGUUACGGAAUAGAAAUAUCGCAAGAUAUCACAUAAUCUUAUACAACACGAGCUUAUGUCUGACAGCUCAGUCAACGAAUGGACGUUUGGUGAAGGGGAAUAGCGUCGUGGUGGAGUAUUGCCGCAAUGGAAAUCGUCAUCAGAAUUGGCGCUGGACAAAACUUGGCGAACUUCGCCCUAUGGGUUCGGCAACGCUCUGUCUCGACUCGUUAAAGGGACCGCGUAUUCUAAAAUGCCACCUACAGGGUGCUCAUCAACAAUGGUCGCUUAUGGGUCGUAAAAUCUACAAUGCAGCGGUUGGUCAGUGCCUACACAGCGGAAAGGAGUUGUCUAGCGUAGUUAAAAAUCGUUUUUGUUCUGUUGCAAGUGAAUGGGAAUUUCGGGUUAGCCCACAAACUAAGUGACUUUGAUCCUCUCUUUACUUAUUUAUCAGUUAUACUGAUGACCUCUGAUAUCCUUCCGUGCGAAACUGGCUAUUACGACUAGCUCAUCUCACAUCCCUGUUAAAAUGUUAUUCUAUAAAAAAAUCUGUGUAGAUGCCAUUUUAUAAAAAAUUAAGUGAACGCAAAGUUUUAUAAACAGG